This is a messenger RNA of Dreissena polymorpha, 10191 nucleotides long. Its product is annotated as meiosis regulator and mRNA stability factor 1-like. Gene Ontology annotation, molecular function: CCR4-NOT complex binding; RNA nuclease activity; mRNA base-pairing post-transcriptional repressor activity. The transcript has 25 exons. Gene Ontology annotation, biological process: post-transcriptional gene silencing. The record is from RefSeq and is a predicted model, not a curated record. Gene Ontology annotation, cellular component: peroxisome; cytoplasm. The coding region runs from base 468 to 5852 and encodes 1794 amino acids. NCBI's taxonomy places the organism in Eukaryota, Metazoa, Mollusca, Bivalvia, Myida, Dreissenidae.
AAAGGUCCUCAGGUCGGCGACAGUUAUAUGAAUACAGUUUAAAUAAGAAAGUAAAUUGAAUCAAUGUUUAUACAGCGGAUUAAUACAACCAUAAAAACGUGUUCCGGUUUUAAAUAAGUAUUGGUUACUUUGAAACAGCAGUUAUUUUAUACCAGACAUAGAGGGAAAACUUCACUACUCUGAACUUGAUGCAAAGGUGGAAUCAAGGAUCUGGGAUUUAUGAACUAGAACUUGUAUGUGUAAGAUUUAUUUAUAUGGAACGCUGUUCUAUAACAUCGCAGUUUCUGUUUACUAUAUCAUGUGUUCUAUAAGUAGGGUUUACGUCACUCGGGUCACGAGGCGAUAUACCGGUACACAGUCGAUACCGAUCCGUGAUAUCCCGGCGAUGUUCGCCCUCAUUAAAUGUGAUUGUCAGAACUCAAGAUGGCACAUGAUGCUUGUACAACCCAGUCGUGCUACAAGGAUAUAUGGAAGACAAGACAGUGAGUGAAUCAUGUCGACGAGUCCCAGUUGGCGUAUUCUGGGACAUAGAGAACUGCUCUGUGCCCAGUGGGAAAUGUGCUCUACAGGUUGCUCAGACGAUUCGCGAAAAAUUCAUUUCUGGGAAUUACGAGGCAGAGUUUAUGUGUGCCUGCGACAUCAGUAGAGAAAAUAAAACUGUUAUUCAGGAACUAAACCAUGCUCAGAUAAACAUCAUACAUGUAGAAUCAACUAGUAAAAACGCUGCAGAUGACAAAAUCCGCCGCCUGCUGCGACGCUUUGCUGACACUCAUUCCCCACCUGCGACUGUGGUUUUAAUUAGUAGUGAUAUCAACUUUUCAUCUGACCUGUAUGACCUACGGUAUCGGAACAAUUUAGAAAUCAUUUUGAUUCACGGGGAACACACGCACAAGUCACUUCUAGCCUGCGCCAACCACACUCAGUUGUUUGAGGACAUUGUUAAGGAUGUUCCAUUUCGUAUUUCGCAGGAAGAACAUCAUGACAAAAAUGUGAGUGUGAUUGUUAUGGGGUUCAGUCCAAAGAAGGGGUUGAGUGCGAUUAAGCGUCGCCUGCGACGUCUGGUUGUUAACACUGGCGGCAAGGUGGUCUCCAUCAGCAAAGAUCAUGCGGUCAUUCGAUUUUCAUCCCAAAAUGAUGCUCAGAGGGGGUGCCAGAGGAUGCAGGGACAGGACGUGUAUGGGUCGACGAUACACGCGAGUUACGGCCCCGUUGGACAUCAGAAGCAGCAUCAGGGAUAUCAUUAUCAUGAGAAAGGAAACAGUUACAACACCAAUGUCAACCGGAACAAUGUGAGUCCCACGAGGACUCGACCUCACUCACAGACAUACAGAAAACUGCAAUCUGCAGAUCAGCAGAAGACAAUAAAUUUUCCCGCCUCAAACCAGCAAACCUCUGAUAAUCCAGCCUUUAACCAGCACAUGUCAAUAUAUCCAUCUUCAAAUCAGCAGACGUCAAAUUAUCCAACUUUGAAUCAGCAGACGCCAAAUUGUAUGGAUGAACACUUGCAGACACCCAAUAUUUCUAGCCAAUUCAUUGAAGAUCAUCCAGGGGAGUUAAACCUGUUGGAUACUCUUCUAAAUGGAGGCACAAAUUGUGUUGCUACUGAAGAGGAUCCCAAUAACGGGUUGCAGUCCCUUGUGAAGAAGUUCACUCAGGAAAACAAGUCCAGUCGGCAGUUGUUGAUGCUACAACAACAACUCUAUCAGGAGGAGCAAACACCUAUAGGUGGCAGCAGCUCAACACAGUUCUACACACACUACUCACGCUACCAGCAACCACCUGCCGGUGGUUACUAUGACAACAGCCAGAGCCAGUGGCAGCAGACUGCGUACCCCACACAGAAUGGAUAUUAUGACAACUACACCAACAACUGCCAGUCACAGACGCAGGUGCCGCCUUACAGAGGAUUUCAACCAAUCAGAUCCGCCUCGCCCAGCGAGAGUUCCCAGUGUAGCUCCAUGUCGCCAUGUGACUUCAACUCUGAAGAGUAUCCAGGCGCUGUAGACUUGCUCAUCAGUAACUUAGAUUACAACAUCAGCCCACGAGAAUGGAAACAUAUUCUCACCACAAACUUCCAUUCUCACAUUAAGAUUCUGUUCAUAGACGUGUUCCUUCAACCAGACAACACGUCACUAGGAGUGGUAAAAGUAGGAAGUAUUGAUGAGGCACGCUUUGCAAUUUCACAGUUCCAUCGCAAGAAAAUUGGCUACAAGAGGAUACAUGUCACUCUUAGAACCGAUGAAACCACUAACACGGCUUCAACCAUUCGGUCAGAGGCUAUCGCCUUGUUAUCAGAGGCCAAGGAUAAUGUGCUGCCAUUAUUCAAAUUUAUCGAGCUCUUCAGUAAGAGGUUUAAUCGCUCAGUAAGCGUGUCAGAACUCUACAAGAUGAAGGACACAAUUGAGAUUAAUGAGAAGGGUGGGGCCGGGCGCAUGAUCCACCUUGCCCCGGGGCUGAAAAAGGCCUCACCUACCGAGAAAACUUCAGAGAAUUCGGAGGUCCAAGAGAUCACUGAGCAUGUGGUCUGCAAGUACCACUGUCCGGAGGGCAGCUUCAUGUAUGCAGAGGCCAUAAACACGUGCAUCCUACCCAGUGUGAAGGUACAGCUGAAGACUUUCGCACCACAGGUCCACUCACUGCUCAUGACCCACGAUGGAGACAUUCCUUUGAUGAGUUUUCCCGCCUGCUUCAGCGCAGAGGUAGCACAGCUAGUGUACGUGUAUGAGGGCGGCGUGGCACUAGAACAUGUGCUCAGCUGUGUCCCGGGCGUGCAGAUCUCAGUGUCCAACACUGGCUUCAAGAAGGUCAUCUGGGCAGAGAACCGGCCUCCAGGAUCCCCAGAUCCUGGCUCUCCUAGUAGUGGCUCCCUGAAUCAACUGCUCGCUCAAUUCGGGAGGGAAAUGGUGGACCUUCUGAAGGCUAUGCCUAACUGUCGUCUGGCGUUCAGCAAGUUCAUACCGAUCUACCAUCAGCACUUUGGACGCCAGUGCAGAGUGGCAGAUUACGGAUACAGUCGACUCAACGAGCUCUUUGAUGCUGUACCGCAUGUUGUUCAGGUGAUGGGGACCGGGGACCGGAAGGUGCUAACUUUGACCCACAAGGCGCAGACGAAGAGAUUCACUGCUGACCUGUUGCGUCUGCUGAAGAACGUGCCCGGUCGUCAGGUGUGCUUGUCUUCACUCACAGAGGAGUUUUGCAAGAUGUUCAACAGGAGCUGGGACAUCAUAGAGUACGGGAUGUGUCACCUGGACGACAUGCUGUCUGACAUUCCUCCUAACACAGUGGUUAUGACACAGGAUGGUCACAAUACUUUGAUUUCAUUGCCUCGUGUUGAGCCAACAGACGAGGAAUUGGAGAGAAUCAAGCAGUUCUCGCUCGAGAUCGUUGACCUACUGAAGCACAGCGACCACUGCAAGAUGCUGUUCUCUAAGCUGAUUCCUGCCUACCACCACCACUUUGGGCGCCAGUGUCGUGUCAGUGACUAUGGCUAUAGCAAGCUGCUGGACCUGCUGGAGGCUCUUCCUCAAGUUAUUGAGCUUGAUGAUGAAGGUGAAGAAAAAAUAAUCAAGCUGACAGAGAGCAAGCUACGAAAGGUAGUUGGAGACCAGAUUAUCUCCCUUCUGAAGCAUCGCAAGGUGCAGUGUUACCCGCUGGACCAGCUGAUGCCCGCCUACACGCAGUUCUACGGCUAUGCUAUCCCACUGGGCGACCUGCGUGUUCACAAUCCCCAGCAGCUGAUGUCGAAGCUUAAACACGUUGUGAAGCUGGAAGUGUAUGACGGCAGAGAGUACAUCGUGGUCGCAGAUCGUACCAGUGCUCCCCCUUUGGCUCGCCAGGUUCUGCAACUCUUGAUGGACCAGAGUGGUGGUAGCCUCCCUUUGAUGGAGCUGUCCAGCAGAUACAAGACAACUUUUGGCACCGAGCCAAAUAUAACAAAAAUCAAGGAGGAGCUUCUGGAUUAUGUUCAGAUCAGUGGUGAUGACGAAUCUGGCGUGAUCAGUCUCACACCGCUACAAACCCUUGCACGUGACCUUCGCAUUCUGCUGCAUGCCCAUGGGAAAAUCAUGCUCGCUCAACUUGAGAAACUGUUCUACGAGCACUUCUGUGUAGAGAUUAAACCUGCCCUGUAUGGGUUCCCAACCAUCGUGGCCCUGCUCAUGGCUAUUCCACAUGUUGUGGCCAUGAAAGGAAAGGGGAACCGGAAAGUGGUGCAUUUGUCUGGAGACUUGCAGGGUAGUCUUCCAAUCAUUGAUGAGUCCUACAGCAGCCGCCCUGAUUCUGACACGCCCUCCAAUGACUCUGGCUCCGCCCUGACCGAUGAAGACACAACCACUGAGCAAAAGUUCCGCCCCCAGGACAUUCUGGACGAGCAUGUUCCAUCUGGAAUGCCCUCCCCUGCAUUGAGGCCAGACAGUUUUGGGGCGCACAUUGAUUUGAUAAAAUUUGAUUCAAAUCCUGACUAUCGUGACACCAUUUUUGCUUCAAUAUGUGAAGAGGAAAAAAGUCAACAACAAACUCCCCUUUGCCAAACCCCCACAUCACAGCUUCUGCAGUUAGCCGCUCAGUUUUUGCCAACUGCAGAUGACAUAGGUGGAUCAGGAAAGGCCCCAGAAGGGGCAAGGGCUCCUAAAUCAACUUUAGAUCUUCUGAAAGAAGGCUGGUGGGCAGCCAGUCCAAGCCAGUUACAGGAAGUCAGCAAGAGCAUCAAGAAUGCUGGAAUUGCAGACAAUAUGGCAGCUCUGAGUCUACUUGAAAACGUACACAAAGGAGAGACCACGGGGAAAGAGAAAAUUUCUAGAAGAAAUGAAGAUGAGGAAGAAGUUAAAAAUGAAGAACUUUAUUUGCAAAAUAAACAGGACAAUAAAAGGAAAAAACCAGUCACUGAAAAAAUGGACAAAGAUGGCACGCAGCAUCAGUAUGCUAUUCAUAGUUUGGCGUCGACUCUAACAUACUUGAGAGAAUCACAGCAGAUAUGUGACGCCUCAGGUGAUAACAUGGACAAAACGAAAGGAGUAAAACUUCUCAGAAGAACAGACACAGAUUCAACAAUACUUAGAGAGCAGAGGGAAUCACCAACUAGAGAGCAGAGGGAAUCACCAACUGAGCAAAACUAUCUUACCAUUAAAGAUAAUGAAAGGCAAUCCCCACUUCCUGAUAAUUCAGUCUCUCACUCCCUUCAGCCUGGAUCCUACUGGUACUCAAAGCAGUUCCAGUCAAAGUCGUCAAACAUUGAGUUGCCAUCAAAAAGUCCUGACGAUGUUCGAAAGGUUUUGGCCUCACUUGCUCAAUCAAAGCCAAAAUCCAGUGAGCACGGCGAGACAGAUACGAGUAACGAUAUUGAGACUACAACCCCACAGGCGAGCAUUGACAACAGCGAGUCGUUCUCUGCUGAUACAAUCACUGAUGACUUUAGUGACAUAGAUUCCAAGAAAUGGUCCCAAAUUGGUGAUGGGCUGAAGGCAAAAUAUGCAGAUGAAUAUGACAGUGGUGGUGCAGACAUUAAAGGGAACUGGGAGGUCUUGAAAAUGGAAUAUCCAGGAAAUCCAAAGGGCAAUACCGAGAGAAUCAUUCCAGGAAAAACCACCAAGCAUGAUAUAGAACAUAAGCUGGGCAAUUGCAUUGCCGAGGAUUGCAUGUGCUAUGAGGCAGUGUUCAGGCAAGAUCAGCCAAUUGAAACUAGUUCAGUCAAGUCAGAUUCGAGCUUCGCUGAGAGUCUUGAUCUGUCACCUAUGAAGAAGAAAUGUCAAACGUCAAGACUGAGCGCCAGCUCACUGAGUGAUGAAUCUGGAAAUAGCUCGAUUAACAAACGCCGUUCUAGAAUUGCAGCCAAGUUUGGGCAAACUGUCGAAUAAUAGAUUGUAUAUUAUCAAUUGAAAGCUAGAGUAGGCUUGAAGUCUUCUUUGCAAAUAUUUAAGUUUGAGCAUUAAAUUAAUAGAUCUUCUGGACAUUCUCAUAUUAAAUACAUUUAUGUCAAGAAAGAACCAUUUAGCCUUAAUUAGGUUAAAAAGGGUGUAUAAAUUUGGACUGUUCAGAGACCGGGAAUUUCUAUUAAAAAACAGGUUCCAGCGUCAUUGUGGCAAAACAAUAUGUUACCUUUCUGGUGCUGUAUAUUUGUGUGGUAGUCUUCUCAGAGCUUUGUAUGACUUUUGUGUGAAAAUAGUAUUUGUUAUUUUGUUUUAUCCUUUCCUCUGCAUGUAAACACAGUGAAAAAAGUUAACAAGGUAAUGAUAUGAAUUUUCCAGAACAUUUUGAGUAUUUCUUAUUCUGUUUAAUUUAAAUUUAAUGUAUAUAGAUGUUUUAUGAUGAUAAAACAAUAGAUAAUGUGCUAACAAAUCAUAGUGUGCUACAUGUACAGUCAAUUUAGUGUGCUUUUAUUUAACCACUCACCAUGGUAAAUUGAUUUAUGAUCUGAUUUUGUCAAUCAUUUGUUGUUGUAAUUUAGAAAAAUUAUUGAUAUAUACCAAGUGAUAUGAAUGAAACAAUGAUCAUGUGUUUGGGAUUAAAGAGGGUAUGGACUGAUGAGCUAUUAAGGAAAAAAGUGAAACAAAGUUUUUAUGCCGUUUUGAAGAAAAGGGGGCUUAUAGUGAUUGGACUGUCCGUCUGUCUGUCCGUCUGUCUGUCUGUCUGUCCGUCUUUCCGUCACUCUUUGCGUUUAGGUUUCGAAAAAUGCACAUUACUUCUAUGUCCCUUGAGAUAUAACCUUCAUAUUUGGUAUGCAUGUGUAUAUGGACAAGGUCUUUCCAUACGCACAAAAAUGUUUACCCCUGUGACCUUGACCUUGAACUUAGGGUCCGCGUUUAGGUUUCGAAAUCUGCGUUUCGGUUUCGAAAAAUGCUUAUAACUUCUAUGUCCCAUGAGAUAUAACCUUCAUAUUCGGUAUGCAUGUGUAUAUGGACAAGGCCUUUCCAUACGCACAAAUUUUUUUACCCCUGUGACCUUGACCUUGAAGUUAGGGUCGGCGUUAAGGUUUCGAAAUCUGCGUUUAGGUUUUGAAAAAUGCUCAUAACUUCUAUCAAGCGUUUAUAGGGGGCAUAAGUCAUCCUAUGGUGACAGCUCUUGUUGUAAACCAUAAACCAGGCAGACAAAAGAAAAAAUAUCUUGUUGCCUGGUUACGUUUUUGGGAAGUCUUUUUUGGGUCAGUGUUUAAUUAAUUAAAUUGGCAUGAAAGAAGGUCAUGGCUUCAUUGGAUACAUUCUUAACCGAUCUCCUUUUAGCCUAUGACUGAUUUUGGUUUUUGAGUGGUAACAAUGUGAACAUACGGCUAAAUACCAACCAUUUAUUUUUUAGAUGCAAUUAGGACACUAUACACUUUACUGCCUGAAGAUACACUGAUAACAUAUUUUUAUGUUGUGCUAUAUUUGGUGCCUUUGGCAUGAAAAAAAACAUGCAAUUUAUGUUAUGUUAUUUGAUAUACAUAUAUGUAGAUUUUAAGUAUGAACAACAUAAUGUAAACUAAAUCAUCAAUUGAAUUUCAUAAACUUUAAUGAUAUAUGACAGAAUAUAACUGUAUAUUUUCUAGAGCUUAAUUAAUUAAGUGCAUGGUUAAAUUGACGUCUAUGUAUUAUAAAUUUUUGUUUUGGAUGAUUAGUGUUUUAUUGUUUAAACUUUAAUAAUCAUUUUCAAAGACUUUAUUUUGAUACAUUGUAAAAUCCACUUGUUAUAAGAUGUAUUUAAAUAGCCAAAAAGUUAAUGAGAAUUUAAAGUUAAGAAUUAAAUUCUUGCCAAUCAUAUUGAUGAUUUUUGUAAUUUAAAUAAUUUUUGAACUUAACAUUAAGAAAUGUAGAUUGUUUGAGGAUUUUGUGUAAAUAGAUUUUAUUAUUUUAAGAAAAAAAGGUUAAGGGACAAAAAAUUAGAAAACAGUAUUGUUGUUUUGAUUAUUUCCGAUUGAAUUAGCAUAUAUAUAUUAAGCAUUACUGUAUAAUGUUUGUUAAUAUUCAUCUUAACCUAUUUCAAGAACUUAACAAUAUACCUUAAAUAUCUAUGAACUAUAUUUAUCAAUUGUAUCUAUGAUAAUUGUUUUUGUAUUCUUUUUUUUCUAAAAAUUAUUAUAUUUUUGUCUUUUCCAAAAACACAUUAGUAAUUUAUUUAACUUAUUACUUUAGCUGUGAUUUAUUCAAUGGUUCUGAUAAAUAUUUAAUAUAAAAAAUGAAUUGCAUUAUGGUAGAAAAUAGUACAGAAGUACUUAUGCUUGUUUUUGAAACAGUGUUUUAAUAAUAUGCUUGUUACUGAACUUGUGUACAUUUUGUGUAUAAAUUUGCUGAUCGUAAAUUUAUGAAGUCUUCAAUUGUAUGGAAGUACAAAAUAAUAUGUUAUGUAUGAGGACAUAAUGAAAGAUUUGUCGAGUGUAUAUAUGUUUAUUUACAGUAUAAACUUAUGCAGUUUUUGUACGAUAAGUUUUGGAGUUUGUUGCUGAAAUGUAUUUUCUGUAUAUUAUGUGUUUGUAAGAUAUCGGCAAAUAAAACUGCAUCGCAUACCGUAUGUGACAAGCAGUGUUCAGUUUUAAAAGGAAACUGAAGACAUGAGUUUCUUAUUUCAUUUAUUUUGUUUCUAGUCAUAAAAGCUUUGCAAAAACAAUUCAAAAUAAUAUUCUUGCAUUGAGGGUAUGUGAAGAUGAAUAGAAUGCUCUAUUUUAUAGGUAAAAGCCAAUAAAUUGGUUUGUCUUGAUGAAAAGCUAGCUAGUGUCAAUUGUUUUCGUCUGGUUUCAUAGAUGUCUUCAGAAUUAUGGUCAUUUAUGAUUUUCAUGAAAACUUCCGUAAAUUUAUAUACACAUGGACUUUUGUAUGUUUACCUUGUUCUUUCUCACUUACAUGACUUUGUAUGUAUCGUGUAUUGCUACGGGAUAUAUUCCAGAUGUAAGUUGAUUAUUCCAAAUUGCAUUUACUAUCUAUAAAGUUGUGAUUUGUGCUACACAGUGUAAGUUAAUGUAACUUCUUACACGUAGUUAUAGUUGAUGUAAAGAAAACAAACUUGGCAACCACUUAUGCAAGCUUGGUUUCAUGAGAAAUAAAUAUGUGGUUAUUUAUAUUGGAUUAAUGUAUAAAAGCUCAAAAAGGCUGCAUUAUGAUGGUUUCAAGAAAUAUAUUGUAACACAGUUUCGAAACAAACAGCCUUGUGGUGGUCUAGCAAUAUUGCUUUUUUUUAACAGAUAUAAAUAUUGAUAAAUAACAAUACUGUUGUAGAGAAAACCAGCAUAGAUUUAGUUACUUAGCAGUUUUGUAAACCAGGUUUUCCGAAGGAAAAAACUGGUUAUUAGAUUGGCGAAUGUGGGUGGGCGGGCGGGCGGAACAAGCUUGUCCGGGCCAUAACUUUGUAAUUCAUUGUGAGAUUUUAAAAUCAUUUUGCACAUUUGUUCACCAUCAUUAGACGGUGUGCCGCGCGAAAGAAUUACGUCGAUAUCUCCAAGGUCAAGGUCACACUUUGAGUUCAAGUCAAAAAUGGCCAUGGAUGAGCUUGUCCGGGCCAUAACUAUGUCAUUCAUUUAGAUUUUAAAAUCAUAUGGGCAUUUUGUUCACCAUCAUUGGAAGGUGUGUCGCGCGAAAGAAUUACGUCAAUAUCUCCAAGGUGAAGGUCACUGAGUUCAAAGGUCAAAAAUGGCCAUAAAUGAGCUUGUGCAAGCCAUAACUGUCAUUUAUGGUGAGAUUUUAAAAUCAUUUGGCACAUUUGUUCACCAUCAUGGGACGGAGUGUCGCACGAAAUAAUUACGUCAAUAUCUCAAAGGUCAAGGUCACCACGACUAAAAAUAUAUUUAUUUUGAAACAGAGGGGGUUAAUUAUAAACAAUCAGUUCAGUUUGAGUUGUCUCCCUUUAUCAGACUUUUUUCACAUUGAAAACCUGGUUUUGUGACAAUUUUGUCCCUUGUUUUAGAUAAAACAUGCAUAUUUGUAGCUACAAAGCAAUAUUGUUUUAUAGAAAACUGGCAUAGCUGUCGCUACAAAGCAGUUUUGUUUAAGAGAAAACAAACAUAGCUGUAGCAACAAAACAAUAUUGUUCUGGAGAAAGUAGGAAUAUCUGCAGCUACAAAACAGUUAUGUUUUUGAGAAAACAAUAUUGCUUUAGAGAAAACAGGCAUGGCUUUAACCACAAAUCAAUAUUGUUUGAAGAAAAAAGAUUAGAUGGUUUCCUUUCAAGCUACACAAUAUGUUAUUAUGCUGAUUUAAUAUCGGUUGCUUCUGAAUAAAAAUAAACACUUCA